AUGCAGCAAAAAUUCUUGCCUGGAACAAUUAACGAAUUCGGCGUAGAAAUGCUCCCAGACUGGCUAUACAGCCAAAUCUUUCAACGCACAACCCGCCCCAAAGUAUCUAAAGAACAUCUACGACUAGCCAAAGAUCACCUAAACAAACAAGGUCUAGCCGACAAGAAAUCUGACCCGCUAACUGCACUACAAGAAUUCAAAUUGCCCAAUUUGUGUGGGAGUACAAUCGCCGAACAUUUUUUACGGAUUGGCGAGGAACAAGCGAGACCUGUUCGUGAGCUGGCGAUUCAGUUUGCGGAUGUUUUGUUGCCAGAAAUACCAACAAAGUGGGAGCGUAAGGCUGGUUGGACACGAUAUACGGGGAAUGGUAAAGAGCCGGAAAGUGUAGACUAUCCGAACGAAGAACUUUUGUGUUUUGAUGUGGAGACAUUUUUGAAGGAUAGUCCGUUUGCGUUGAUGGCUGUUGCAGCUUCACCGAAUGCUUGGUAUGCAUGGGUAUCGCCUCAGUUAAUUGAAUACGCAAAUAAUAAAAAAAAGCCCAUGAAUCGAAAUGUUGACUCUGCAAGUAAUAACAAUAAAGGGCGCUUGAUUCCUAUCGGUAAUAUUAAAAAAGCUCGAAUAAUAGUUGGUCAUAAUGUCGGUUUUGAUCGAGCACGUAUUAAAGGAGAAUAUCGUCUUGAUCCUUCAAAUACAUAUUUCUUGGAUACAAUGGCGCUACAUGUCGCUGUUAGUGGUCUCUGUUCACAACAGCGCCCCUCCUGGAUAAAAUACGACAAAGCAUCAGAAAUUCAAGAUAGCAUUUAUCUAGAACAAGCCCAAGAUUUUCAAGCAAUCUACGACGUAAGUUCUUUGAAUAAUUUACGAGAUGUCUACAAAUUUCAUUGUUCCGAGAUUUUGGAUAAGACGACACGAGAUAUGUUUGUCAAUGGGACUAUGGAAGAGAUUAGUGAUCCAAAAAAUUUUUCUACACUAAUGAACUAUUGUGCGACUGAUGUACUUGCCACACACAGGGUAUUUAAAAAAGUGUUACCGCGAUUUUUGCACGUGUGUCCACAUCCAGUAUCAUUUGCUGGAAUGGUUCAUAUGGGAAGUAUGUUUUUGCCGGUAAGUAGUGAUUGGGAUCACUACCUGAAAAACUCAGCAAGUGUUUUCCAAGAACAAACCAACUUGAUCGAGAAUAAUUUACGCCAAUUGGCAUUAGCCGCCGUGAAAUUAAAGCCAGAGGAAGCAAUGAAGGAUCCUUGGCUUCAACAAUUAGAUUGGUCGUUCCCAUCCUUGCAAAGUAGGAAACUUCCCGAUAAGCCAAAUUGGUUUCGUGAAAUCUAUAAUGCAACAACUGCAAAGAUCAAAAUAACGGCUAGAACUCGUAUAGCGCCACUGUUGCUAAAGCUGAAAUGGUUAAAUUAUCCGUUAUACUUUUCCCAAAAACAUGGAUGGAUGUAUCGGGUGCCUAAAGAGGAUACUCAGUAUCAAAUUAAAGCUAAACAAUGUGAAUUUGAGCAAGAUCUCGAAGCACCAGAUUACGAAGAACGCUUUGCCAAAGAUAAAGAAGCACGGUAUUACAAAAUACCGCAUAAAGAUGGAGAAGCAGCCAGAGUUGUGACUCCUUUAGCAAAAAAUUAUGUAUCGGCUUUUGAGAAUGGAAUUCUGAAUUCUGAGUACCCAGAGGCUCGUGAUGCACUCAGCAUGAAUGCUGCAUGUUCAUACUGGAUAAGUGCAAGAGAUCGUAUACAAUCUCAAAUGGUGGUGUAUCAAGGUCAUCCCGACAUCAAGAAUAUUGGAUUUGAAAUGAAUGAUGAGAAACUUCCGGGAAUGAUUUUACCACAGACUCUAACUAUGGGCACUGUAACUCGCCGUGCCGUAGAAAAAACAUGGUUAACUGCAAGCAACGCAAAGGAAAAUCGAAUUGGAUCUGAAUUGAAAGCAAUGGUUCAAUCACCUAAAGGCUAUAAAAUUAUAGGCGCAGAUGUAGAUUCAGAAGAGUUGUGGAUUUCCAGUUUAAUUGGUGAUGCACAAUUCGGAGCUCAUGGAUCAACAGCCUUAGGAUGGAUGACACUCCAGGGCACAAAGGCAGCUGGUACAGAUUUACAUUCUAAAACCGCGUCAAUUUUAGGGAUUUCCAGAGACAAUGCCAAAGUUUUUAAUUAUAGCCGAAUUUAUGGUGCUGGAUUGAAAUUCGCGAUUCAAAUGCUUCGACAUUCCAACGAGAAUAUCGAAGAGGCAGAAGCCCAAAAUCGUGCAGAGAAUUUAUAUAGACAAACAAAAGGUGAAAAAUACUAUGUUAGAAAAGAUGCCAAAACUUUCUGGUAUGGUGGCAGUGAAAGUUACAUGUUUAACAGCUUGGAAAGUAUCGCCACUAGUGACGAGGCAAAAACCCCUGUGUUGAAGUGUGGCAUAACAGACGCACUGAACUCAAAAUUUGUUAAUCGUAACUAUAUGACUUCUAGGGUUAAUUGGAUCGUGCAAUCUUCUGGCGUUGAUUAUCUUCAUUUGCUGCUUGUCUCGAUGAAAUAUUUGACUGAAAAAUAUGGCAUUUGGACAAGAUUCAUGCUCUCUGUGCACGAUGAAGUGCGGUUUCUUGUUAAAGAGGAGGAUAGCUAUCGAGCUGCACUAGCAUUACAAAUUAGUAAUUUAUGGACUAGAGCCAUUUUCAGUUAUAUGCUUGGAAUUGAGGAUUUGCCUUUGUCAAUUGCGUUUUUCUCAACUGUCGAUAUUGAUCACGUACUUCGUAAAGAAGUAGAAAUGAACUGCAAGACAUCAUCACACCCAUCAGAAAUUCCUCAUGGUCUUAGUAUUUCAAUACAAGAUAUCUUAAAAAAGCAGGAAACAUUAUACUGUGAGGAUAGUAAGGCCAAUAAUAUCAAUAACGAAGACCUAACCUACACAAGACACAAAAUACCGAAUGAAUACGCCAAACUUUUAAAGCAACAUCGACCGUCUAAUUAUGAUGUAUUUUUAAAGGCACAAUCAUGCACGAGUAACGCUGAAAUUGAUCAAGAGUUCAAUAAAACGCGACCUAACAAAAAUUUAGGUUCUAAAAAAGGGCAUGGUAAUCGUAGUAAUGCUGAUGAAAUAUAG
This is a messenger RNA of Ambispora gerdemannii, 3078 nucleotides long. NCBI's taxonomy places the organism in Eukaryota, Fungi, Glomeromycota, Glomeromycetes, Archaeosporales, Ambisporaceae. The record is from the annotation of a GenBank genome assembly.